Trichoderma aggressivum f. europaeum is the source of this 1413-nucleotide messenger RNA. RefSeq lists its product as uncharacterized. Gene Ontology annotation, molecular function: SNARE binding. Gene Ontology annotation, biological process: SNARE complex assembly. The record is from RefSeq and is a predicted model, not a curated record. The coding region runs from base 1 to 1413 and encodes 470 amino acids. Gene Ontology annotation, cellular component: lytic vacuole; endosome. NCBI's taxonomy places the organism in Eukaryota, Fungi, Ascomycota, Sordariomycetes, Hypocreales, Hypocreaceae. The transcript has 2 exons.
AUGGAAUGCGACAUCUGCCACCGCCCGCACGACGCCCAGCGCCGGCCGUUCUUGUGCGCUGUAGAUGCUCGAAACAGAAUCUACGAAGGCCGCAUGAAGAACCUGCAGCUCAUGCUUGAGAACGACACGCUCAAGGCGCAGAUCAACGAGCUUUUGGCUGACACCCGGCCAAAUAAGCACUCCCUGGAUGAGGUCAUCUCACACAAGCAGGCCGCCGAGCACAAGACUGACCAGAUCCUCGCCGCCGCCGAACAGCUUCGCGGUGACAUCAGGGCCGCCAGGGACGAGAUCCAGGCCCGGAAGGCGGCGCUUGCUCGGCGAAAGUCCGAUCUAGCCUCUGUCUCGGCCGGCCUAGCAGAACGGAGGGCCAAGCAGCUCAAAGACGUAGAGAAGUCGAUUCACGUGCUCAAAUUCCGAUGGUCUCAAACUGCCGAGGAUACGGCUUCUACUCGUACUUUCUUAUGUGCGGAAGCCGUUCGGCUCUACGGUCUAAAACGAGUCGCGAAGAGAGGCAUCACGGGGCGCUACGAAUAUAGUCUCGGCAGGGUUCCCAUUGUGGACCUAACUAGUAUGGACUCCCUUUCGCCCGAGGUCAUCUCAACCUCUCUCUCCCACGUCGCCCACGUCCUCUUGCUGGUCUCCCAUUAUCUUUCCAUCCGCCUCCCUGCCGAGAUCAUCCUCCCCCACCGCGACUAUCCCCGACCAACCAUGUUCACCGUCCAAAACUCAUAUCGCCAUGGCGAUGUUUCCUUCCCCGGCAGUCUCAUGACCGCUCCCCUCUCUGAUACCCCCUUUGCCAACUCCCACGUCCCUCGACCUCGCCCUCUCUUUGUGGAUAAACCACUACCGCAGCUCUCCAAAGAAGAUCCCGCAAACUAUUCCCUGUUCCUUGAAGGCGCCACGUUGCUGGCUUAUGAUGUAGCCUGGCUUUGCUGUUCGCAAGGCGUGUCCGUUGGUGAUAGGACUUCGUUUGAGGAUAUUUGCAACAUGGGCCGGAACUUGUACAGCCUUUUGAUGAACAACCAAUAUUCAGGCGUCAACAAUUUUGCUCCGGGAACGAAUGACCAUAUUGGAGGCCAGAACGCCGACGAAAAGCGGACUUGGAUCGGCCGUUUUGCUCAUGGCACGACCUUUUAUUCCCUCAACGACGACGAAGGAACCGAGUUUAUCAAGUCCUUCAAGCUCCCCAACCCUUUGAAACUCGCCGAUAAGCUAAAGAAGAAGCUUCUCGGAGAUGCACCCGCGCCUGAUUGGGAGGUCCUUGGCGAUGACGAAUGGAAGGACGAAGGCUUGGCUGGAAACGGGGCGUUUGAUCCAAGGGCGUUGGGAAACAGGAAUGGCAGUCUUGCUGAUGUGAAAGACUCGCCUCGGACUAGCAACUCGAAUGGGUGGAUGAAGGUGAAGAGCAGAUGA